Xenia sp. Carnegie-2017 is the source of this 7020-nucleotide messenger RNA. Its product is annotated as breast cancer type 2 susceptibility protein-like. The record is from RefSeq and is a predicted model, not a curated record. Gene Ontology annotation, cellular component: nucleus. The transcript is spliced from 22 exons. The coding region runs from base 1 to 6501 and encodes 2166 amino acids. Lineage: Eukaryota; Metazoa; Cnidaria; Anthozoa; Malacalcyonacea; Xeniidae. Gene Ontology annotation, biological process: double-strand break repair via homologous recombination; regulation of DNA-templated transcription.
AUGUCUUCACUUUCACCACUGCAAGAAAAAGCUGUUAAUGAACUUUGUUUUGUUGCUGAAACAUUUUCAUCCCCAGUCAAUGAAAUGCAAAAGUUCUCGACCGUGAUUCUACCAGAUCAACCUGACGGAAAUGGUUUCAGUGAUAAUAAGAAAAAGAAAGAAUUUGUCAAAAAUGAUGAACUUGAUAAAGAAAGUGAAUCAAAGAUUGUUACUGCUAGUGAAAUUAAGGAAAAUGAGAUUCGUAUUAACUGUGCUUCUAACGAAUGGAAACUUGGCGGAGCAGGUGAUAUCACGACAUAUUGUAAUGAAAAAUUAAAUAUCACAGGAUCAUGUGCAAUUGAUGUCAAAGGAACUCGUUUCAAAUCUUCUGAUGAAAAUUUAAACAUAACAGAAUCAUGUGCAAUUGAGGACGAAGGAACUUGUGUCAAUUCUUCUAAUGGAAAAUUUAACGUGAUAGAAUCAUGUGAAAUUGAUAGCAAAGCUUGUGUCAAUUCUUCUAAUGAGAAAUCAAACAUCACAGAAUCAUGUGCAAUUUAUGAAAAAACUUGUGUCAAUUCUUCUGAUGAAAAAUUAAACAUCACAGAAUCACGUGCAAUUGAUGACGAAGGAACUCGUGUCAAUUUUUCUAAUGAAAAAUUACACAUUACAGAAACAUGUGAAAUUGAUGAUGAUGAAAGAACUUGUGUCGAUCCUGUUGAUGGUAAAUUGGCGAUUGUAAAUGUAUCAUGUAUCAUUAAUGAGUCAGAGAUCGUCGAAACUACUCAUACUUUAACUAAAGACGUUGAUAAACAAAUUUUCUUAACACCCGAUGACUUUGGCGAUAUCAGUAAAGAAUUGGAGGAAAUAAAUCGCGUUUGCUUACUUGAGGAAGGGAAUGGUGCGAAGCGACUUGAUACCAUCGAUAAAGAGAAAACGGAAACUUUGUUCGAGUUGUCACCAACAAUUUAUCAGGAAAAGCCAAAAAUUUCUAAAUCAAAUAGAGAAGAAGAAAGUCAUAAAUCGAAUAGCAAAUGUGUGGCAAAAAAGAAUCCUGAUUCCAAUAUAAGCAAUAUUAAUGAGUGUCUUGACAAGGCAUCUUGUACCACUUCAUUAAGACAUCAUUUUGCUCGUGAUCAAUUGAACUGUAUUGAAAAUAAGCCCAAAGAUGAAGAAUUUGAUAUGGAGAAUUUGAGCGAAUUACCGGCAGAAUGCUUUUUAACUCAAAGUAAUGUUGCCCGCUCAUCAAAAGAAAGUGAUCCAAUCAAUUUUCCUGGUCUCAUAACAGACAAUCAUUUUCUCCCUAAACAUGGACUGGUUCAGUCGCCAAAGCUUAAAAUCAAUGAAAAGAAAAGGAGGAAAACAAACGAUGAGAAUGACAAAAUUUGUGAUGAUUUUACCGACAUAAACACUUUAACUAACAUGCAGGUAGAUACAUCUAACUACUUCAUGGAAAAUAUUUCUGUGAAUAGCGAGUUAGCUGUUUGUCCCCAAGAAAAAUCAGUUCAUUCGAGUGAUGUAAUUAGUACGAAUUAUACAGUGAAACAAUCAUUUGAAGCAAAUAAUAAGAAAGGCUGUGAUGAUUUACAGUUCAAUAUGGAUGCUUUAAGUGAAUUUCCUGUAGAUUUUGAUUUGUCACAAAUGAUGGCAGCGGUAACUUAUUCAAAUUCAAAUGUUGAAGAUGAAAUUGUGGAUAAUGAAAUGCAAAAUGAUGCUUCAUCGAAGUCAUUUGUUGGAUUUUCUACUGCCAAUGGAACAAAUGUGAAUAUUUCAGAAAAGUCGAUGUUGCAAGACACAAAAUUGUUUGGCGAAGUUUGCAGAUCCGAAACAUAUGCUGUCGAGAAUGGACAAAGAUGUAUUGUAAGAAAUUCACUAAGCCAUAUUAGAAAUAUUGAGAGUAAUUACUCCCAACAGGUUGAUACGUCAAACGAGGCUUCAAAAUUGAAUUUUGGCUUCGCUUCAGGAAAUACUAAGCCAGCUGACAAGACUUCAAAUUUUAUGUUUUCUACUGCUUCAGGAAAGGGAAUUAGCGUGUCUGAAAAGUCGUUGAAGAAAGCUCAAAACAUUUUGAAUAGUGUGGAUCACGAGGAGAUUCAUACAGAGAGCAAAUCAAAUAAUAAAGAACAGGGUAGUUCUCUGUUGCUAACGUCAGCUGACAAAUCUUCCAAAUUUGUGUUUUCUACUGCUUCAGGAAAGGGAAUUAGCGUGUCUGGAAAGUCUUUGAAAAAAACUCAAAGCAUCUUGAACAGUGUGGAUCACGAGGAGAUUCAUACAGAGAGCAAACCAAAUAAUAACGAACAAGGUAGUUCUCUGUUGCUAACGCCAGCUGACAAAUCUUCAAAAUUUGUGUUUUCUACUGCUUCAGGAAAGGGAAUUAGCGUGUCUGAAAAGUCUUUGAAGAAAGCUCAAAACAUCUUGAAUAGUGUGGAUCACGAGGAGAUUCGUAAAAAAAGAAAAUCAAAUAAUAAAGAACAAGGUAGUUCUCUGUUGCUAACGCCAGCUGACAAAUCUUCAAAAUUUGUGUUUUCUACUGCUUCAGGAAAGGGAAUUAGCGUGUCUGAAAAGUCGUUGAAGAAAGCUCAAAACAUUUUGAAUAGUGUGGAUCACGAGGAGAUUCAUACAGAGAGCAAAUCAAAUAAUAAAGAACAGGGUAGUUCUCUGUUGCUAACGUCAGCUGACAAAUCUUCCAAAUUUGUGUUUUCUACUGCUUCAGGAAAGGGAAUUAGCGUGUCUGAAAAGUCUUUGAAAAAAGCUCAAAGCAUCUUGAACAGUGUGGAUCACGAGGAGAUUCAUACAGAGAGCAAAUCAAAUAAUAACGAACAAGGUAGUUCUCUGUUGCUAACGCCAGCUGACAAAUCUUCAAAAUUUGUGUUUUCUACUGCUUCAGGAAAGGGAAUUAGCGUGUCUGAAAAGUCUUUGAAAAAAGCUCAAAGCAUCUUGAAUAGUGUGGAUCACGAGGAGAUUCAUAAAAAAAAAUCAAAUAAUAAAGAACAGGGUAGUUCUUUGUUGCUAACGCCAGCUGACAAAUCUUCAAAAUUUGUGUUUUCUACUGCUUCAGGAAAGGGAAUUAGCGUGUCUGAAAAGUCUUUGAAAAAAGCUCAAAGCAUCUUGAACAGUGUGGAUCACGAGGAGAUUCAUACAGAGAGCAAAUCAAGUCAUAAAGAACAAGGUAGCUCUCUGUUGCUAACGCCAGCUGACAAAUCUUCAAAAUUUGUUUUUGCUGCUGCGUCAGGAAAGGAGGUGACAGUUGAUGAAAAAUCUUUGAAAGAAGGUAAAAAUAAGUUGAAAAUGAAUGACCAAGACGACCGGAAUUUUGAAAAGCAACAUGAAGAAUUAAAUAAAACAAUGAUCAAUGCUAAUGCAAAAAAGUUAUGUGUAAGGUCUUCCACGAGAAAGUGUUCUAGCUCCCAAGUGAGAGAAAUUUCUGCUCCUGUAAAUUCUAGAAAUCAAACCGAAGAAAGUGUGAGCAAAGUUGAUGAUGAGAAAAAAGCGAAGGAAAGCAAGGAUAUAAAGAAAAAGUGGAUUAAAAAUAUUUCGAUUGGUGAAACGCAAAAAGAAAUGUUACCUUCCGAGUGUUCUCCCUCGAAAGGGCUUUUGAAUGAUGUUAGCAAAGUAGGACAAGACUCGGUGAAGAAUGGAACAGGAGUCGCGUCAGUUGACUCCAAUUCAAUUUACUAUGAUAGUAAAAGAAAGGAUUCUAAACAAUUUUUUACUCAUGGUAAGAUUUCCCAAAGACGAUUGUUAAAGAUGACUGCAACAAUUAAAAAUUUACGAAAGGCGUUUAAGAAAGUAAGAAGGACACUCACUAAAGCUGAUAAUAAGAAUGGAUAUUCUGCUAACGAACCACAGUUACGUAUUGUGCAUUUUAGUGAUGAUCUUGUGGAUUUGAAAACUCCAGUCGCUUGCAAAUUGAAUCACAAAAGUGGCUCAAAUUUUGUGACGCCGUACAAUACCAACAAACUAAAAAGUAAACAGGAAACAACCACUUCGAUGUUCAAAACAUCUUCAUCGAUAAAACGUUCUGGAUAUGGAAAAAAGGGAAUGGGAACUAUUAACAAGGAGAAUACAGUGAGACCACAACCUGGUUCCAUAUACAAGCUUAGAAGUAACCAUACUUUGAGGAUUCCUUUUAGACAAUUCGUUUUGCAGGAAAGUAGACUGUCUUCUGAUUUGGAUUAUAAACCUGAAAUCGAUCCUGCUUUACGACAAAUCACGUUCGAUAAUGCAGAGGCAUAUCGCUUCAAGGGAGCGCAUUUUGUCAGUGACAAUAUGCGUGAUAACAACUGUCGUACUACAUGUACUGAUGGUGCAGUUCUUUACCUUGGAGAAGAUAAAUGUUUUGGGUUAACGGAAUUUACUAACGCAUUUUUAUCAUCUCCUGGCGUGGACAGGAAACUUGUCAAUAAUAAAUGGAUAGAGAAUCAUUAUAAGAUGAUUAUAUGGAAAUUAGCUUCCUAUGAACGCAAAUAUCCACUCUCAUUCUUGGGGAGAGCUUUGACGCCGGAUAUGGUACUUCGUCAAUUGAAAUAUCGUUAUGAUAGAGAGAUUGACUGUUGUCAACGAUCAGCUAUUAAGAAGAUCUUAGAAAGAGAUGACAGUUCUUUACGAAGUAUGGUUCUUUGUGUCGCUAGCUUUAUGGAUCCUUUUGAAAAGGAGGAGUAUCCUAUAAAUAUGACCAGCGAAAACAACAUCGAUAAGACACGUAAAGUUAUUCUUAUGACCGAUGGUUGGUAUACUGUUCGUGUUCAAUUAGACGAACAUUUAGUCAGUUUACUGAAGGAGAAGAAAAUUUAUGUUGGACAAAAGUUGUAUAUACAAGGUUCUGAGCUGUGUGGCUCUGUCCAAGCUGUAUCACCUCUAGAGGCACCAGGCAACCUGUUCUUACGUAUUCAUGGCAAUUCCACGCGUCCUGCAAAGUCAUUUGCUAGGUUAGGUUUCCAUUGCACUAACAAAAGGUUCACCAUUCCUAUAAAAUCUGUAUCUCCUUUUGGUGGUGUUAUUGGUUCUCUCAAGGUCAUCAUAGCUAGACAUUAUCCUCUUCAGUUUAUGGAAAAACUACCUGAUGGUCGGUGUUGCUUUCGAAACGCAAGAUGCGAAGAGCGUAUCGCAAAGAAAUUCGAAGACGAGAUUCAACGAAAAAGAGAAAAUCUUGUGAUGAAGGUUCAAAGGGAAAUAUCUUGUGAAGAAACAGAUCUUAUAAAAAAUUCGAAGAGACAAAAAACGACUUUUCUUUCUGUGGAUCAAAUUGAAAACCUUGUCAGUGGUAAAGAUAUGUACGACGCGAUUAAUAAUGCCAGCGAUCCAACAUUUAUUGAGAACCAUCUUUCAGUUGAGCAGAGAAAAAUUCUUGAUCGUUAUAAAUAUGAGAUAUGCGAACGUCAAGCUUAUUGUAUUCGUCGAAAAUACGAGGAAGCCUGGAAUGAACUUAGCGGCCAGGAAACAUUAAAAAGAGACGUCACACCUGUUUUAAAAUUAAAAUUGGUCGACUUGUUUGCAUCUGAAACAAGUCGAACUCCAAAAACUGCAUUGCUAACCGUAUGGAAGCCAAAUGAACAAACCAUUACAACAUUAGGAGAGGGAAAAUGUUUGCAAAUUUAUAAUCUUCAGGUUUCAAGAUUUAAAGACAGCAAUAUGGUGCAGCUAUCGUCCAGUAGAUGGACAAUUUACAAAUCUUUACCAUCGGAUAUUCUCUUUCCUGCUGUCUUUGAAAAAAGAAAGGUUUAUACGUUACCUGAAAUUUCAAGUUGUCUUCGCGGCAAUAUUGAGGUUGAUUUAGUGGCUAUUGUUGUGGCACAACGUUAUUAUGCUAACUUAACCAUGGUGUACAUCGCGGAUGCUGAUUUUAUUUUUGUGGUAUUAAAAAUCUGGGGUGGACUAGAGAGCUAUGGUCUUGAGGGUGUAGUAAAAGAUGGUAAUAUCAUAGCUGCUUGCAAUUUGUUCACUCAGCCAGAGAAACACCAUGGUGUUUCAUCUUUAAAGUAUCAUGAGUUAUCAUUGGUCUCAUCCAAUCCAUCGAACAAAAUUUUACGAAACAGACUUAGUGAACUGCGAAAGACAAUUUCAAAUAUUGAGUCCUUUAUGACAAAAGCUAAAGCCAAGUUUGACAAUUUAGCCACUACUAAAUCGUCUACACCCAGUUCUGAGUGGUGUACUCCAAACAGACCGAAGAAUUUUUGUAUACAUGGUAGUUUAUCAAAUGGAUCAGGCAAAACGCAACGGCUUAAUAGUACUAUGUCUACGAAAAAUAAAGAGGGUUUCUUAACUACUGUUCAAUCUAACCGUACAUUCAGUUCAAACAAAGCGAAUCCACUGUCAUUCACUAAUACACCGAAGCGUAGCGAGAGUGUUCUCCAGUCAAGAAAACGUUUAUUGCUUUCAAAAAGGAGAAAGCUCGAAGUUAUUGCUGGUAAUUCAUCUCCAAAAAUAUCACCAAUUCCUAAUGUGUUAUCGCCAAAUGUUAGAAAAGUUUUUCAAGUUCCAAGACGUGUUACUACUAAACCUAAUAAUGAAAAUGAAGAGGAAUAAGGCUAAAACAAUUUGUGUGGAAGUGAAGAGAAUAUCAUCAAAGUAUAUAGUAUCAACAUCGUUAUAACAUGGAAAGGACUUACGCAAGUCGUUACAAUAUGUUACUGGUUGGCUUACGAUGAUAAUACAUUCACGACCUCGUUCUUUUUAUCGUAAGCAAUCAAAAAUCCGUUUUUGAAAUAGCUGUAUUCCAAUGAAAAUUAGUAAAAUUGUAACAGCUUGAAUCUUCAAAUGAAAAAAACUGUAGCAGUAUUAUUAAUUCGCUCCCUGUUUCAGGCAUAAAAAAGAAAUCAACGUUAUCUAGAAUUACUAUGUAUAUAUAUAAGUGUUUUUUAACAGACGAUGUUGAUAGUUUAGUACAGCUUAGUUAUUUGUUGUCAAAUGCGUUGUUUAAACUCUAAAGGAACUAAACAGUACAUUGUGAUUUUAAAAUUCAAUUUAUUAUUAUUCAUGUCACACUUUAGCACUGUGAUAACUAGCUAUGUAUAGUUAAUACAUUAAAGAUUGUUGUGCCAUGGC